AUGUUUCACCGUCUUCAAAGGUUUACAAAUGAAACAUCAUAUUAUAUAAUAUUAAGUCUUUUAUCAUUAUAUUCAUUAUCAAUAGCAUGUUUUUGUAAAACAUUUUAUCGUCGACCAUAUCCAUUUUCCCAUAAAUUUUUACAAUGUUCAUGUGUUUUAAUUCUUUAUCUUUUUCAAAUUUGGCCUAUAUUAAAAAAUAUUUUUUUUACUUUUAUUUUAUACAACAAUAAUCAAGAAUUAAUCAAAUCAGAAGAAAAAGCUCUUUUUUGGCAUUUAAUACAAAUUAUAUCAUUUAUGUUAAGUGGUCUCAUUUUUGUCGGAAGAGUUCCUGAACGUUUUUGCCCCGGUUUAUUUGAUUUAUUUGGUCAAUCACAUCAUGCAUUUCAUCUUACUAUUUUUCUAACGUCUUUUAGUCAAGCAAAUGCUGUAUUUGAAGAUAUGCUUUCUAUAUCAUUAGAUAAUAUUAAACAUAAUUUAAUGAAAGAUAUUUUAUAUACUUUAGUUGUUCUUAUUUUAGAAUUAAUUACAGUUGUUAUAUGGUUUCGAAUAAGUCGACCGACUAUUGAACGACGAUACAAAAUUGAUUUCAAAAACGAAUAA
Rotaria sp. Silwood2 is the source of this 600-nucleotide messenger RNA. NCBI's taxonomy places the organism in Eukaryota, Metazoa, Rotifera, Eurotatoria, Philodinida, Philodinidae. The record is from the annotation of a GenBank genome assembly.